CACACUCUCUCUCACACACACACACACACACACUCAGGGGCAUGUUUAGGCAAGAAUUUAUGGCACAUCAUCAUAUCCAUACAUAGUCAGUUUUCAGUACAAAGUGUCUUUAUGAAAAUGUGACUUGACCUCAUAUCUCAUUUUCUUUUAGAAUUUCUUCUAUUCUCGUAAAAAUUUUAUGAAGCCCACCCAUCAAGAGUUCCCUCACCGCAACUUCCAGGAGGAAGUCGAGUUCCUCAGCCAGAUUUUUCCAAAUGGAGCAGCCUACUGUAUGGGACGUCUGAACUCAGACUGCUGGUAUCUGUUUACGCUGGAGCUGCCGGAGUUCUGGGAGAACAAGCAGGCGGACCAGACACUAGAAGUUCUGAUGAGUGACCUCGACCCGGCUGUGAUGGACCAGUUCUUCAUGAAAGACGGUGUUUCUGCUAAUGAUGUCACUCGUAUGAGUGGAAUUCGUGACCUGAUUCCAGGUUCAGUGAUUGAUGCCACAAUGUUCAACCCUUGUGGAUACUCCAUGAAUGGAAUGAAAACGGAUGGAACUUACUGGACGAUUCACAUCACCCCCGAACCAGAGUUCUCCUAUGUCAGCUUUGAAACCAACCUCUCCCAGACGUCUUAUGACGAGCUUAUCCGCAAAGUCGUGGAUGUCUUCAAACCAGGGAAAUUUGUGACGACGCUUUUCGUCAAUCAGAUCUCCAAAUGUCGCAGCGUUUUCUCUUCGGCUCAGAAGCUGGAGGGUUACCGCGUCCUGGACCGCCAGUCGGCGCACUUCAACGACUACAACUUCGUCUUCACCAGUUACACCAAGAAUCGCCAGCAGAAGCAGAGCUGAACCUCCGAAAUGAAGAAGCGUAAAAAAAAAGCGUGCGGCUGGCGGCGUUUGUGCGUGGAGUCUUCUGGCUGUAGAACUUCCCCGAGUUUAACAUUUAUGCAUACUUGUACCUGUGACGUAGAUAUCGUGCAUGAAAGCUCUUCUCGUGUCUCUGUAGAUAUUCUAGCCCAUUCUUGCUGUGAUCUUGAAGUGCAUGUAGGGUUCUUGAACGUGGCGGCGGUGGUGUGUGUGAGGCAUGUCACACCAUCAUCCCAGUACAUGCAAUGCUCCCUUCCCUUCCUGCAAGUGUCCCCUCGCAUCCCCCACAGACAGGGUUUCCGACCUCACUAGACAAGGACCCUGACACGCUCAGAUCCGAAGCGAGCUCAUCAGUGUGCGAAGAGGUUGGGUUGACUUGCAUUUCAUUUCUUUUAACACGCGUGGCGUCGGUCAUUUUUCGGCGCUCAGCUGUGUGUAGCUCGCUAACUACUCUGACAGUGUGUGAAGAAGUCCUGAAAACAAACUUAAAAUAUUCCUCGUCCAUCUUUCUUACUUUAACCCUGCAGGCAGCUGUGUCUAUUCGGUGUGCUAGAGAAAUGAGCGUUGAGUUGAAGUUGAGGAACUUCGAUGUCGACAGCCUGCGCUUCUUUUAGGGGCUGUUUUGGAAAACCGUGCUUGUUUCAGUAAUACAGAGAAGUGAAUGUUACUUAACUGUUGCCUUAAGUGUCAAUAACAUAUACUCUGCAAUAUAUAACCAUUAUGGUGAAAGUCAGCCGUUGUCUUCCUUUCCUCAAAAUCAAAUGGCAUUUAACAUGAAUGUAUUAAAAGUAAAAACAUUAGUUAGUUGAAAGGUGACUAUGUUCUAUAAAGAAUGGAUUUUUCUGAAUAAUGUAGCGAGUGCAGAAGAAGCCAUUGAAGAGGGAAUGGUGAAGGACCCUGGGGCUGUCCAGCGCAGAGCCUGCUCAAUGCACGCCUUUGAAUUGAAACGUUUGGACAGACACUUUGCUUUAGUGUGCCGAUCGCACAGCAAAGCAUUUUUCUUUUUCUAAACAAAAUGAGUCCUCUCUCUUUUUCUCUACAGUAAGCACACAAUAGGCACGCACCGAUCUGAGCAUGUCAGGGCUGACCCGGAUCAUUCCACACCCCACGCCUGCAUAAAGUGCAGUUUUAUUAAUUCCCUUUUUUUUGCAGUAGAUUUGUACACCUCCAGAUCAUGCUCUCUUUGUGCAUUGAGAAAAAAAAAUAUAUUUUUUUUUUUUGCAGGUGUGCUAUUGCAUGCGACUAGAGUAUAAGCAGGAUGUUUCCGCUUCAGCCCUUUGUAACACUUUUAAUUUCUGUUCGUACGACGUAACAAACUUUGCACGUAGGUCCUGAGUAUGAUGAGCGGUGGGU
Molecule: messenger RNA, 2203 nt
Organism: Sinocyclocheilus grahami
Lineage: Eukaryota; Metazoa; Chordata; Actinopteri; Cypriniformes; Cyprinidae
Product: S-adenosylmethionine decarboxylase proenzyme-like
Exons: 6
Coding region: 179-832 (217 amino acids)
Biological process (GO): spermidine biosynthetic process; spermine biosynthetic process
Cellular component (GO): cytosol
Molecular function (GO): adenosylmethionine decarboxylase activity
Source: RefSeq, a predicted model, not a curated record